Molecule: messenger RNA, 1358 nt
Organism: Brachypodium distachyon (stiff brome)
Lineage: Eukaryota; Viridiplantae; Streptophyta; Magnoliopsida; Poales; Poaceae
Product: auxin-responsive protein IAA10
Exons: 5
Coding region: 145-990 (281 amino acids)
Biological process (GO): regulation of DNA-templated transcription
Cellular component (GO): nucleus
Molecular function (GO): protein binding
Source: RefSeq, a predicted model, not a curated record
GGAGUAGCUGCUCAGAUAAUCAUUCGUAGCCUCCUCUCUCGGAGCGCAGCCUCCUCUUUCCACUUUCCUCCCUCUCGAGGUGUCUCCUCUCACAAUCUCACUCUCUCCUCUCCCUCUCAAACCCGUAGCAGCAGCAGCCGCUCGAUGAGAGGAGGACCCACCCUGGCGGCGUCCGGCCCCGGCGAGCCACCUCCGGCUCCGGCUGCGGCGGCGGAGGUGGUGGAAGAGAACUCCGGCGGGGAAGAGGAGCUCGAGCUGGGGCUCAGCCUCGGGUCCAAGAAGCAGCCGCCUCCGCCGACGCCGUGCCGCAUCCUGACGGCCAGGGACCUUCACCCGGCGGCGGCGCUGUCCCCGGACUCCUCCGUGUCGUCCUCCUCCCCGGCGGCGGCGAGCAGGAGGGCCAAAGCGGAAGAGGAGGGCCCCACCGCCGCCGCCUCGCCCGGGACGAUAGCUGCCGGGCACCCACAAAGCUUUGGAGUGGUGGGAUGGCCACCCAUAAGAGCCUUCAGGAUGAACAGCCUGUUCGGCCAGGCUAAAGACAAUGCUUCAGAGGCCGAAACCAAGAAGACUGUCGCCGAUGAAUCUGACUUGCACAAAGACAAGGAGGAAGGCGAGAAGAAGGGACGGGCUCCCGGAUGGGUGAAGGUGAACAUGGAUGGAGAGGUCAUUGGAAGGAAGGUGGACCUCAAUGCCCAUCGCUCAUACAAGACCCUCGCCUUAGCCCUUGAGAUCAUGUUCACGAAGCCGUCUGCCGGUCUUUGCGCUUCUAAUAGUACAAAGUCUCUGAAGCUGUUAGAUAACUCGUCUGAAUAUCAGCUCACAUACGAAGACAGGGAUGGGGACUGGAUGCUUGUUGGAGAUGUUCCUUGGGAAAUGUUUGUUGGCUCUGUGAAGAGGCUUAGGAUCAUGAGGGCAUCAGACGCCAACGGUCUUGGGGCACGAUGUCAAGCUAUUCACAGAACCGCAGCCGCGACAAGAGGCAGACCAUGAGAUCGCACAACGAGCUCGCAAAAUAGCUAUUGCCGCUGGCGAUGCUCCGGUUGCCUUCAGCCCAUGUCUCUGGCAUAGUCGUGUGAUUACUUGUGCCUAGUUAAGAUAGCAGAAGCCACGAUAGUUGCGUGACCACUAGCAUCUGUUCUUAAUUCUGUUUUUGCCUCAUUGUGCCUUCCACUGAGCUCUUCGCCCACGUUUCUGCUGCUCAAGUGUUGAUCAGCGGGGGCACGUGUUAAUUGUGUGUGAGUGAGUGUGGCAGAAGUACGAAUCCUCCUAUCGUUUGGAUCCUUUGCUGUACACACUGCUCUGUUCUUAGCUGUAGGAUUAUGUUCUGGAGAGGAUACAGUUUGGCAAUUUUGUGUGUA